AUGUGUCAGACCCGCGUGCCCCACUGGCAUAACACGUGCAACGUACCCCGAUGCCUUUGGCAACCAGGAUAACUUCAAUGAGCGGUUCAACACGACUUACUACAAGGAAAAUACUCCUAAUGCAGGCAGUCAACAAACGGUGGACAGCUUCUCAGAUAUCAACGGCGCAGCUGGGAAUUUCCUGUCAUUUGAAUUCGCUACGUUCGUGUAUUCUUGUGCAGGAGGCAGCUUCUCCUUUACCAUCGACAACGCGGAUGAUAUCGCUCUCGCGUGGUUCGGUGACGUGGCGUGCGGUGAUUUUGAAAAGAACAACAACCAAACGUUUGCGAGUUACACGGGUGGACCAGGCAAAGUUACGUUCACGACAACGCUCGUGGCUGAGCAGUAUUUCCCUAUCCGCCUAAUUUAUGCCAACGCCGCGGGCCCAGCUUCUCUUGAUUUGAAUGUCGUCGGGCCAAAUGGAACGAUAGCUGAUAAUUUGUUCUAUCCUGCACCUUGCGAUGGAUCCAAUGCAUUCGUGCCGUUCGGGACGGAAGCGACAGCUGGGCGUACCUGUGUCAGUACUUAG
Messenger RNA from Clonostachys solani, 568 nucleotides. Lineage: Eukaryota; Fungi; Ascomycota; Sordariomycetes; Hypocreales; Bionectriaceae. The record is from the annotation of a GenBank genome assembly.